AUGGCAGAUGCGAGUGCUAAACCGAAGAGAACGAGGACGAAUGUCAAACAGUCCAAGUUUGGCUGUUUCACCUGCAAGGCGCGGCGAGUCAAGUGCGAUGAAGGCAAGCCGGCUUGUCAGCGGUGCUUGAUCUCGAAGCGAGAAUGCCUAGGGUAUCCCCGAGGUGCAUAUCCAGACUCGGAUAGCGCUGAAUCGACUACUUUAUCGAUUGUGUCCGCGUCUUCUUCGCCCUCAGACUCCUCAUCGCCAUCGCCUACAGCGGUCAUCUCAACGUUGAGAUCGCUCGCUUUCAACCCAUACACCCUCUCGAGCCCCUUCGUCGACCUUGGUUGUACGGUUCUGGCCCAAAGCCCCCGUCGUGCAAGAAACAACGUCGAGCAAACGUUCUGGUCUCGCACCGUGCCACAACUAGCCCAGUCCAUCCCAUCAGUGCGCGCCGCCAUCGAAGCAUUCGGCACGUCAUACAGCGAAUAUGUCCUCAGAGGCACGUCACCACGACCUGGUUUCGAAACCACAAAGCGUUAUUCGAAGGCUCUGAGAAUGGUGCAGCAAGACCUUAUCACCCUACCGCAUGGCCCCAUUCCAUGUGUUGUUGCCUGUCUGUUUCUCGGGUUUGUCGAAGCCUUGCAGCAAAGACUUAACAAAGCCCUUUUGCAUUUGCAUGGCACUUUCUCUCUCAUGAUGUCACUGACUGAUAAACAACUCCACGACGAGAUUGAUACCGAUAGCCUUGUGUUACUCUUGAAGAAGCUUGACCUGCACGUCGCUACAUACGCCGUAUCACAUCCCCCAAACCUUCCUUUGAAACCAUUUGUCAUGGGUGAGAUCCUGCAGUCUUAUCCACCAGACGGCUCCCUAUUCGAGAUCUUACACUCGAGCUAUCAUUUUACGGCUAAGGCCUUCCGAUACAAGUACACCAGUCGCCGAACGAUACCACCCGAGCUGCUCAUGGAACAGGGCCGACAGCUCGCCAACUUGAAACAAUGGCUAUCGCUCAACGAGAUCCCACCUACUUCCAAUACUGAAUCACAUGAAUCGCUCAUCGUUCUCCGCUCACAAUGUCUUGCUGCCCUUGUCAACACCGCCACUAUCAUGGAGCCACGUGAGACAGCGUACGACUGCUACGGUCCGGAGUUUGAAGAAAUCAUCACAUCGAUUGGGGCCUUGUUGCUCAGCAAAAGCCUCCAAGUGGGAAAGAAGGUCCAUGGUGCGCGGAGACGGAAGGGUCCUUGGUAG
Messenger RNA from Fusarium musae, 1236 nucleotides. RefSeq lists its product as uncharacterized. Bases 1 to 1236 code for a protein of 411 amino acids. Gene Ontology annotation, biological process: regulation of DNA-templated transcription. The record is from RefSeq and is a predicted model, not a curated record. Gene Ontology annotation, molecular function: DNA-binding transcription factor activity, RNA polymerase II-specific; zinc ion binding. Lineage: Eukaryota; Fungi; Ascomycota; Sordariomycetes; Hypocreales; Nectriaceae. The transcript is spliced from 3 exons.